Branchiostoma belcheri (Belcher's lancelet) is the source of this 3010-nucleotide messenger RNA. Its product is annotated as vimentin-type intermediate filament-associated coiled-coil protein-like. NCBI's taxonomy places the organism in Eukaryota, Metazoa, Chordata, Leptocardii, Amphioxiformes, Branchiostomatidae. The transcript is spliced from 2 exons. The record is from RefSeq and is a predicted model, not a curated record. Bases 111 to 638 code for a protein of 175 amino acids.
AUGACCCUGUCUGUGUGUCGCUGGCAGACAGCCUGGUCCAGAAAACUCGGAAGUACGGCGGCCACGUCAGGACCUGAAAAUCACAGUUUCUACAUGUUCCCGGCCGCCCGAUGACCACGGAAAUGUUUUCCCCGACACGGACGAGCAUUAAGGAAGCCAACGAGCACCUACAGCAGCUGUACGGGCGGGUGGCAGAGCUGGAGAAGACCGUACAAGAACAGGCCGAGUCCCUCAUCAAGAAAGACGAGCAGAUGCAGACCAGGUUGAAGGAAGUUACCCAGGAGAAAGACUCCGAAAUAGCCGAACUUCGGCGAAGUUUGGAGGCGUCGGAAGCCCACGUUCAAAAGCUGGUGGCCUCGCUAAAGGAGAGAGACGCUACUAUGCACCACUUGCAACACAAGUGUCAACUUUUGGAGGACAUCAGUCAAUAUAAACCCAUGUUGGAAGGGUUGCUGGCCAGGGUGGUUGAGGCCGAACAGCUGGGGGAGUCAGACUACAACAGGAGGGUGUCGAACGGAGGAACGCCCAACGCCCACCACACACAGGUAUAUCAGAACUCUAUGGACAUGGACAACUCUCCAUCCAGCAGCAACAGGCACUUCUCUAUCAGUGAGGAGGAGGAUGGAGGACUUACAUAAAGGAUCUGUACUCUCUAUACAGACUUGUGUACAAGGACCUCUCCAUCAAUGGAACACUGUAUACUUAUGAUACACAUGACUGCCUGAAAAUCACAAUACAACAUUUAUCAUUUACAUUUGUGGUUUUCACCCCUGUACAUUAUCGGCAGAUACACUGUAUAAACAGUUGUAAAAACAUUCAAAAAUAGUUUCAUCAGGUUGGUUAAGUAUAGGAUACAGGAGUUUUCUUUUACACAACCAAGGUUUCUCACCUAAGUGCUGACGUUUCGGUAUCUACUGUAUAUAGUGGCGAGAAGCAGAACUCCAGUCAGAAGCUCUGAGGAAGGUGUUUGAUAGACACUGAAAUGUCAGCACUUGGUUGAGAAAUGUUGGUUGUGUAAAAGAAAACUCCUGUAUUGGUGACUCAUUGAAAGUAUAGAUAUAAUUGACAUUCUGGAGGUGCCUAGUUUGGCCAAGGAGGUUAAAAAUCAAAUAUUAAACUUCCUUGGUUUGGGCAAGGACAUUACUAGUACACUGUAUAAUGUCCUUAGUUUGGGCAAUGUGUUUAGAGCAAAGAUCAUUUCUGAAAGCUAUAGGCCCACUCGCAUUUUAUGAGUUUGUAGGGUCCAAAUACUGUCUUGAGAUUUACAGUAUAAUAUUAUUUUUUUGACCAUGCUUAUUCAUUCCAUUUUACUGAACUACAUGUAUCAUGCUCUCCUAUCAAUUCUUUUAUGCAUGACUUUUGUUACAAGUUAUAAUAUAGCAAAGAAUUCUGCCACUGAGGUCAUGGGUUAUGUUUUAGUCUUCUAGAAGUGCUAUGUUGAAUUGUUAGUUCUUACGUUACCUAAAGUUACCUGUGAUGACACUUUUUUCAGUCAGUCUCAAAAAGAUUCAAUCUACUUAAUCAUAAGUAACAUUACAUGCAAAAGAAUAUAUCAUGUCAAGUUCAUGUGUGCUGUUGUAGUUAAUUCUAUGGUCUGAAUUUAAUUGAUAUGUGUAAAUCAAUAUACAGUGUAUAAGUGACAAUCUUCUAGAAUAUGAUUUACCCUGCCACUGGCCUAUAUAUAUAUAUAUACAUAAUUUAUGCAAUUAUGAAUCAGUAUUCUUUCUGUGAGUAUUAUCAUAUGAUUUCUUCUUUGAAUAUAUGUACAUAACAUACUUCAUACAUACUUCCGUCAGCUACAAUGUUUGUGUCAUUUGUAGAUUCUAAUCUAUGACAAAAAAAGUUCAAAGUAUACAAAUGAUGCUUUCCAAUUUAAGUGAUUUUGGAAACCAUGUUAGCAUGAACCAUUGGAAAUUUAUCCACUUCUUUAGCGACUGAGGCACACAUCAGGGAUAGCUGGGUUAGAAAGGGCUGAUGAAGCACUGGUAUUUUGUAUGUUAACACCAGUAGCUUGGUUGUUGCAGCUGCAGUAUUGUCAGAAGUGCAAGGGGGCAUUACUGAACAGAAGAGUGUUUCCUACUAUAGGGUCCCCAGAUUUGGGUCUUGUGCAAAAAUCUUCAUUUGAACAAGGCCUGCUAUUUUUCAAUGGGCUUCUCAACUAGACAAUUAAAGUGACCAGGUGGUCUGGUGUUGACUCAGAAUCCUCAAUUUAUUUUAGGUGAAAAUGGUUACCUACAUGUAGCCUAGGGUAGGGACAGUACAGCUCUUGAAUAAGACAAAAGCAGAGGUCCCAUAUUUGACUAAUGUUAAUGUUGACUGCAGUAGCAUGGAAAGCCACCAGAGGGUCCAAAAUCAGAGGGUCAAGAUAACCUAACCCAUAAAUUUUAUGACAACCCAGGCUCCUGAGUCAUGGUGCUAAACCACAUACAUACAAGCACUACCAAAUACAUAAACUUCCAGUCAAAGGUAUUGUAGCUCACAAAGACAUAGACACACACACCAACAACUGCUACUGUAAAGUGAAGGAAUGAUGUUUAUUUUGUACAUACAUGGAGUAUACUGUACAUACUACACUUUUUCAUCUGAAUACAAGACUACCUGUAAAAUCUUAUGUGCAAUGUGAAAAACUUCAUCCUGUUCCUUUCAAAUGCUUUUGUGGUUAUAGAUUAGUCUUUGUACGCAAGACAAAGAAAAUGUUCGGUAAUGACUAUAGAAAGGAAAAUGAUAACAAUGAUCGCAAAGUAUAUUUCUGUUGUCUUGACAAAAUCAAUUCAACUGAAGACAUAAGUUAUACAGUGCAUUUCAAAAGUGCCAGAUACAUAACAUUGAUUUUCUUGCCAGAGUCUUCAAAUGCAUGAAAGUCUUUACAUUAUAACCAUUUUAAUACAUGGCAGUUUUUCAAUCUGCUCUACAACAUUCCUGUCUGCCUGUUACACUUCUUUUCUGACUUCUCCCCUUACAUCUGCCUGCUAACAAAUAAUACAUCAACACCAUGUGAAAAAAAAAAAAA